AUGACUGUCGCAGGCAUGUCAACUGAGCGACGCCGUCGGGAUGUGCACGCCACGAUGCAUUUUCUAGAGAGAGAAUGCACUCCCGAGCAGCUCAAUGCCAGCAGGAGCCUUGCUACUCCCAACGGAUAUGGCGAGCUCGAUGACGCCAAGAGAGUCGUGGUACACGACGUCACUGGCAAUGAGGCUCACUUGACGCUGGACAAUUCUGCCUUUUGUUACGUCAACCACGAAAGCGGCAUAAACAUGGAAAUGACAGAUGAAGAAAUUAAGCUCAAAUACUAUCCCGAGACGGCGGAAAUGAUACAGAAGAUCACGGGAGCGUCCCUCGUCCAUGUUUUCAACCAUCUUCGCCGUGUCAGUCAUGGCGACAAUCCACAAGCACUCGGUGGGAAGGAUACGACACAUCAUCAGGCGUAUAAAGUGCACGUGGACCAGUCUUGGCAACAGGUAAAAGAACAUGUCAUGGCUGCAUUUGGCGACGAGAGCAUGAUGAAGCAGCGCUUCCAAAUUAUUAAUGUCUGGCGUCCGAUGCGUCAGGUAUACAAGGAUCCGCUCGCCGUCACGGAUAUUCGCACGCAGGAAUCGAAUGAUCUGGUUCGCAUUGAUGUCACGCUCACGGACGGCGUCAAGACGUCUAACCUGGCUGUGCGACACAACGACCGCCAAAAAUGGUACUACAAGCAUGCUCAGAAACCAGAUGAGCCGCUCGUGUUCAAACAAUUUGAUAGCGCCGAUCGCUCAUGUCUUGGUCAAGUGCUCCACUCAGCAUUCAUCGACGAGGAGUACAACAAUGGCGACCCUCGCUGGAGUAUCGAGGCACGGGCGCUGGUAUUCUACGAGGAUCAGCAGGGUAUCCAGCCAGAGGAGGUUUUUGAUGAUGGAUACGGUGCGCAGAUGAGUCGUUUAGGCUAUCACAAAUCUCGCAACGGCUGCGCAAGAUGCAAGCAAAGACGCGUCAAGUGUGACGAAGAGAAGCCAUGCUCGGCAUGUAGGCGGCAUGGUAUCCCGUGCACUCUCGGCGGCAGCAGCCCGUCGCAGGAUCCGGCGGUCCCUCCCGUCCGUCGAGUAAGCAAGGCUCGGUCGGCGCGCCGUGCGAGAGAUCGGGACUCUCCCACGGACAAAUUCCCCUACCUGACUAGCUUCAUCACGAAGCCGACGGAAGAAAGCACCCCGUCAGCCUGGCUAGCGGACCUGGAGCUGAUGCACCAUUUCACCGCCACCGCCUACACUUACCUGCCGCGCGGCGCGGCUCGUCAAAAUGUCUGGCAACUCGUGGUCCCUAGGCUAGCUCUGGAGCACAGCUACCUCAUGCAUCAGAUCUUGGCCAUGUCGGCAUUUCACAUGGUGACGCUGCAUCCGGAUCGCCGGGGGUGCUACUCCGUCUCGGCGACAAACCAUCAAGACGAGGCUAUACGAGGUCUGCGUCAGGUGCUGACGACCGUCAAUGACACAAACUGCCAUGCUGUGUUUGCAACCUCGUCGCUUCUUUGCAUUGGCGUAUUUGCGAGCUCAGCCGCGAGCGUUAUGCAGAAUGGUCUGCCUGGCAUGGAAGAUCUGCUUGAAGUAUUUUCGAUGCUACGCGGCAUGCACAGCCUCCUACAAAAGCAUGAGCACAUAAUAAAGGAUGGACCUCUGGGCCCGAUCUUACGACUUGACCAUCACCAAUCCGAAACGGCCCUACUUUCGUCGAUAGUGCGCCUUGCCAAAGAUCUACGAAUGCCCCGUGCCACUUUUCCGUCUACUGAGGCAUCAUGUCGCAACGCGGCGGAGGGUUUGGUAGAAUGCAUUGAACAUGCCAAUGCCAGCACAGAUAUCCCUGAACUGAGGGUGACAACGACGUGGCCGAUUGGUCUUACUCGAGAGUAUAUCGAUCUAUUGCGCUUACAUGACCCUGCAGCAAAGGUGGUUCUGUCAUUGUAUUGCCAAAUACUAGAGCAUGUAGGCUCACGAUAUUGGUAUCUUGAGGGAUGGAGCCGGGGCGUCAUGAGUGAUGCAGGCUGGACUCAGCAGUUAUCCAUGCGUGAACAGAUACCCAGCCCCCGUAUCUCGUAG
Akanthomyces muscarius is the source of this 2052-nucleotide messenger RNA. RefSeq lists its product as uncharacterized. The transcript is spliced from 6 exons. The record is from RefSeq and is a predicted model, not a curated record. The coding region runs from base 1 to 2052 and encodes 683 amino acids. Lineage: Eukaryota; Fungi; Ascomycota; Sordariomycetes; Hypocreales; Cordycipitaceae. Gene Ontology annotation, molecular function: zinc ion binding; DNA-binding transcription activator activity, RNA polymerase II-specific; oxidoreductase activity. Gene Ontology annotation, biological process: regulation of transcription by RNA polymerase II.